Cynoglossus semilaevis (tongue sole) is the source of this 1205-nucleotide messenger RNA. It is a transcript of the gene nudt6, whose product is annotated as nudix (nucleoside diphosphate linked moiety X)-type motif 6. Bases 105 to 1061 code for a protein of 318 amino acids. The record is from RefSeq and is a predicted model, not a curated record. Gene Ontology annotation, molecular function: NADH pyrophosphatase activity; ADP-ribose diphosphatase activity; NAD binding. Lineage: Eukaryota; Metazoa; Chordata; Actinopteri; Pleuronectiformes; Cynoglossidae. The transcript is spliced from 5 exons.
UAUGCAACGUUUAUGCGCUUUACGUAACAACGCUGCACUGUAUGAACUGGAAGCUAUACAAAUACAACCAUCUAUAGUGGAGUGUGUGUCAUUUAGUCAACAACAUGGCAUCUUGUUUGCUUAUUUUUAAACAUCUGCCUCCAUUUGUCGGACGGGUUUGCAGAAGAAUGUCUUGUCCCACUCGCUUUGCUGUCCGGGCGUUUGCGACCACUGUAGUUCGUUCCCACCUGCACAGAGCAGAGGGAUCCAGCUCCCUGGGUCUGACCGGGAAAGUUGACCGAUUCGGUGGAGUCACAGUGAACCUGGGGGAUUCUGGUUUACCUCCAGAUAUCAGUGAAAGUUUAUUCAGCACAAUACUGCGAGAUUCUUUAGACCAGUGGAAAGCAGAGGGUAAGGUGGCAGUGUGGCUCAUCGUACCCAUUUCUUUGAGCAGAUGUGCUGCUGCUGCUUCCACUCACGGCUUCACUUUCCACCACGCCAAACAUGACCAUACUGUCCUUGCCCUGUGGCUGGGAGAUGGAGAGAACAGACUACCAGCGUUUGCAACUCACCAAAUUGGAGUGGCAGGUGCAGUCGUCGAUGAAUCCAAUGGAAAAGUUCUCGUUGUCCAGGACCGCAAUAAGACGAAGAAUGCGUGGAAGUUCCCCGGUGGUUUGUCCGAUCCAGGAGAAAAUAUAGGCACUACUGCUGUACGUGAAGUGUUUGAGGAAACUGGCGUUCGCUCAGAGUUCAGGUCUCUGCUCAGCAUAAGGCAGCAACACAACCACCCCAAUGCUUGGGGCAUGUCCGACAUGUACAUCAUCUGCCGCCUCAGCCCGCUCACCUACAAAAUCAACUUCUGCACUCAGGAAUGUCUGCGCUGUGAAUGGCUGGACCUGGCAGACCUGGCCAAGACCAGCCACACCACCCCCAUAACCUCACGUGUAGCCCGGCUGCUGCUUCACGGCCUUGAGAAAGGUUUCGACACGGUUGACCUCGCCAUGGAGGAGCUUCCUGCCGUUUAUUCUGGGAUGUUCUACCAGCUGUACCACAGGCAGAUUCCUUCAACACCCAAAUCCUAGCAUCUAUUUAAGGUCUGUUGAUAAUUGUUGUACACACAGAUACAGAUGUAACUGGUAGUUACAAUCCAGUAAAGUAUUUUGCUGGCUUCACAAAGACAGUCAAGUGUUCAACACACAACAUCAGUCUCACAUUUCAUACCGAUU